Messenger RNA from Sporothrix schenckii 1099-18, 3759 nucleotides. RefSeq names its product DNA repair/transcription protein MET18/MMS19. Bases 1 to 3759 code for a protein of 1252 amino acids. The transcript has 4 exons. NCBI's taxonomy places the organism in Eukaryota, Fungi, Ascomycota, Sordariomycetes, Ophiostomatales, Ophiostomataceae. Gene Ontology annotation, cellular component: cytosolic [4Fe-4S] assembly targeting complex. The record is from RefSeq and is a predicted model, not a curated record. Gene Ontology annotation, biological process: iron-sulfur cluster assembly.
AUGGCCGACUUCGCCUCGCUGGCCACCAGCUACGUGCUGGCCGAUGCGGAGGACGAGCAGCAGCGGCUGGCCGGCCAAGCCGCUGAAGCAAUCAAGAGCGCACCGCGCAAGAGCGCCGCCGUCCUCGGCUGGGCGCAGUCCAUCAACCAGUGGAUGCCGAAUGGUGAUAAUGACGCCGACAGCGAUGUGAUUGUGCGUGCCAAGGCUCUCGGUUUCCUUGCCUCCACAUUGGAGGUUCUGGAUAAGGACGUCCUUCGUGUCGAACAGGUCGAACACCUCAUUGCAUUCUUUGGUGCCUUGUUUGCCAUUGACCGCAAGGCCGGUGUCCUCGACGCCUCGACGGCCCUGCGCUGCCUCUGCACAAUGACGCAGUUUCGGCCGCCAAUGGCCAACGCCGUUCUGUCGCACCUCAACAAGCUCGGCGAGGACUUCCGUUUACAGGUGCCGGCAACACGCCGUGCCGUCUACGACCUGAUCGCACUCCUGGUGCGCAACGAUGCCGCUCUCAAGAGCCUCAGCGAAACCAACGCCGCCAGCGGCCAGUUUCUCAUCGACCUCUUGCAGCUGUGCCGCCAUGAGCGUGACCCGGACAAUCUGCUGCGGUGGUUUGCCAUCCUGCGGCAUGUGCUUGAUCACUACGGCCCGCCGGCUCUGGCACCCAAUGUUGUCGAGGAGGUGUUCAAGGUUGCGUCAGACUACUUCCCCAUCUCGAUGCGUUCGUCCGCCACAGCCGCCGGCACGACUGUCGACGACCUCAAGACAGCCCUGCGCGGUGUAUUUGCAGCCAGCUCGCUUGCAUCGACGCCCGUUUUUGAUUUUCUGCUCCAGAAGAUGGACCAGGGCGACGCCCUGACGGUCUCUGUGAAGGUGGACAUCCUCAGCACAAUCCAUGCCUGUAUUGCGGCGUUUCCGAACCCGGCGCAGACGGUGGUGCCGCACACAAGCCGCAUCUGGAACUCGCUCAAGUACGAGGUGCGUCAUGGCGACGUUCCCGAGACGAUCGACGGCACGCUGCAAGUGAUCCAAGCCAUCUCCACGAGGCUAUGCCGCGGCCGCAGCAGCGUCGGUGGUAAGGCUCCUGCGGAGGAUGCCGCAUUUUUGAAAGACUUUGUCGACCUAGUCCUUGCCGACUGCAUCAGCGACCUGUCUAACUCGACGUUUACCACGCCCGCUGGCCGCUUGCUCACCAGCGCCAUGCUGGGGGGCUUGGGCGCCUACAACCUGAUGAUCAGUUCCGUCAUCGGCACAGUGAAGAAGGACCUUCAGCAAGCACAGGCCGCAAAUCAUACACGGGACUUGGUCGGUGUUCUCAAUCUCGUCCUGCGGACACGCCACGCUCUCGUAGUCGCUGCUGACGCCGAGGCCCCGACGACUGCUGCCUCCCCCACAGCAACAGAGACUGAGUUCCACACCCACGACGAUGCCCUUCUCGGUCUGCUGGAAAGCGUCUAUCUGCGCCUGUGGAACAACACUCUCAAGGACACAGCGGCAGAACCAACAUCACAGGACCCCGUUGUCUUGACCGAAGUGAUUCGCGGCCUGGCUGCUCUGAUUGCCCAGCGCGGUCCUCGCCCUUCAUCACCUUCGUCUUCUUCUACUCCCUCCUCGUCUGCCACGGCAUCCCGGCCACUGCUGUGCACGCACACACAGUGUGAGCGCAUUUUCGAAGCGCUCGCGCCGCGGAUUCUGGUCCCCUACUCUUCCGCCUCGCAGUCGGGCGCCGCCGACGAGGGCCUGUCGCAGACCGAGUUCCUCACCAUCGCCCAUGAGGCCAUGACGGCGCUCCAGACAGCAACUGCCGUGUACCCUGAAGGCUUUACGUUCCUCGUCGAGCGGACCGUGUCAUCCAUCGCCGGCAGCCCCAGCGGCCCGAUUGCCUCCUACUCGCUCAUUGCCCUCUCCUCUUCGGCCGAGUCACUCUCGUCUCUGCGUGACACUCUCUCCCGCGUUGCAUAUAUUGGCUGCUCGACCAUACCGUCUGCUGCUGAAGGCCUCGAGAGGAGCGGCAAGGCGCUCUUCCACUUUUUGACGCUGACACAGGCGCUCUUCACGACCCUGGAGCGUCUUUUGGAUGCCAAGGCGUCUUUCCAGGCGACCAACGCUGUUCUGUCCGGCGUCUACGGCGCCGCCCUGAAUCUGCGCGACGCCUUCUCGAAGCGCGGUGUCGGUCCCGAAAAGGCAAAGCAGCCACCAAUCGCCUCGUCUGCUGGGCAGACAACACAAUCUACGACAGAAACUGAGACGCUGCAGAAGCAGUUCCAGGCAUACGUCAACGAGGCGACGUCCAUCGUACGCCGUUUGUACCUGAGGGCAACGGCUGUCGGCACGGACCAGCGGCUCAGCUUGAGCACCGACUUUGAGCAUUCAGUCGCCUCGUCGCUUACCCUCGACGACCAGGACGAGUACCUGCACCAGUUGGCUGCGUUUGCGACGUUUGUUGUCCGCGACCUGAGUGAAGAGCAGCAGAAGGAAGCAAAGCUGCAUGAGGCUGCCUUUACUCUCUUCCAGUCCGACUGCAAAGGUCAACAUUCGUUCUUCCACGAGGCACAAGGCGCACGAGCCGAUGUCCUGUCCUUGGGCAUUCUCAAGGGCCUCUGGCCAUCGACGAUCGCAUCUUUGGUAAGUCACUCAGAAAAAAUGGAGAGGGAAAAAUCCCGGAUGAGGGACAAUCAACUAAUAAAAACGCAGGCCGACCUGAACAUAUCUCCCCUGAACCUCCUGGACGACUUUGAUUCACUUGACAGCCUGCCCCCGCGCACCCGCCUGGUCCGCAACACGAUUGCCACCGUCGUCACCAACAAGUACUCGGCAGCCGCCAGCGUCGGUGCCAGCAAGGUCCAGUACCCAGGCAACCAUGCCGCAUGGCAAGCGACGGUUGAUGCGAUCAAGGCUAAGCUGGACGGCAGCGCAUCUCUCACACCCCACCGCUUCGCACGCCUCGUCGCUCUUGCCGCCGGCGCCUUUGCACGCCUAGACAAGGAUUCCAAGGCGCUCGCUAAGUUAUUGGCCUUUGCGCCGGCUCGCUAUGCCGAAGAGGCCAGCAAUGGAAACGAUACAAAGGCGGCACAGCAAAUGGCCCGCAUCCUGGGUGGCCUGCUCGUGUCCGACCGCACCCUCUCCACCGACGACCACGCCGUCGUCAAGUCCAUCUACAAGCAGUGGGUGUACGGCCAAACCGUCAAGGCGCUGCUGCCACUGGCGUUUCCACCACGCAAGGCUGCUGUCGAGACCGAUGAGGCAGCCGUAGCCGCCCGUCGUGCCAGCACUGUGCACACCAUUGCCAUCAUGGCACUCGUCCGCGGCAUGCCCUUCUCGGUGUACGAGGACGACGUCGCCACGAGUAGCGGCAGCGAAUCCCUGGUCCGCGUGCUCGUCGCCGCGGCCACGACGCUCGUGCCGCAGUGGGGCGACGUUGCCGUUGCGUUGCGUGUACUGUCGUCCAUUGUGACGGCCAACCGUGCCGAUGCCGUUCGCAGCCACCUCAAGACAGUUGUUGACGCAUCCAUCCGUGUCUUUUCGUCCGCCGGCCCAGCGUCCUCCACGUCGUCAUCUGCAUCGGCGCCGCCACCAACCCCUGCUUCUCGCAAGGAGGCUCUUUUGCUGGUGACACAGUUGCCGGCGCACUACGAAGAGGGCCUGUUGCUGCCGUACGAGCCUCGGCUGGCGCGGGCCUUGGCGGCUGCCUGUGGUGACCGGGUUCGUGAGAUCCGUGAGGUUGCCCAAAAGGCUCGAGAAAGCUGGGCCAAGGUGGCAGUCUAA